Molecule: messenger RNA, 2384 nt
Organism: Plectropomus leopardus (leopard coralgrouper)
Lineage: Eukaryota; Metazoa; Chordata; Actinopteri; Perciformes; Serranidae
Gene: mfsd2b
Product: MFSD2 lysolipid transporter B, sphingolipid
Biological process (GO): lipid transport; carbohydrate transport
Cellular component (GO): plasma membrane
Molecular function (GO): symporter activity; sphingolipid intramembrane carrier activity
Source: RefSeq, a predicted model, not a curated record
GCAGGGCGCAGCUCCGUCACUGCAGACUGACACAAACCGAGAGUGGAGACGCGCAGACCGUCUCCAUCCUCCGCAGUCUCCUUCUCAUCCUGCCCGUCUGACUGAGCGGCAGAUCACCGCACCGACCAAAACUAACUCACCAAACCUGCAACUAAACCAGCUGACACCGCCGGCUGCUUCUUCAUCAACACGGGAGCAACAACAGCAUGUGAAUGGCGGCAGAAAACGGCAGAGUCGUCACAGAGGAGCAGGACGAGCUCCCAGCCUCUGGAGCCGCCGCUCACGUGCAGCAGAACCAUGCACACACUCGGAGUCAGAGCCACAUCCAGUUUCACCCUCUGACACACACCACCACCUCCUCCACCACCACCCAGUGGCAGCCUCCCCGCGCUCUCGCUCACACGAGGAGUCACAGUCACACUCACUUCAACACUCCCUCACACACACAGACGCAGAAGUACGGCUGCCGCCUCACACACAGUCUCUCAGCCAUGGCCAAGGGAGAGAAGGGAGCACAGGGACCUGCAGGGAAGCUCAACAAACCAACCGAACCGCUGUUUCCCAAAACACCUCAGCAGACUGAGCUAGGUCAGAAGCUGACAUUAUGCAGUAAGCUGUGUUUCGCCAUCGGUGGCGCACCCAAAGAAGUCGCUGCCAGCGCCACCGCCUUUUUCCUGCAAAUCUACCUGCUUGAUGUCGCUCAGAUCAAUGCCUUUCAGGCCUCCAUGGUGCUGUUCAUCGGUAAAGCCUGGGGUGCGGUGACUGACCCCAUUGUCGGCUUCUUCAUUACAAAGAGCAGAUGGACCAAGAUCGGCAGACUCAUGCCCUGGAUGGUUGGUUGCACUCCGUUUCUAGUGGUCUCCUACUUCUACCUCUGGUUCGUUCCUCCUUUCAUCAGCGGCAGGUUCAUCUGGUACCUCGGCUUCUACUGCCUCUACCAAACCCUCAUCACCUGCUUCCACGUGCCUUACUCUGCUCUCACCAUGUUUCUGAGCACAGACCAGAAGGAGAGAGACUCGGCCACAGCGUACCGAAUGACGAUGGAGGUGCUGGGGACUUUGGUGGGCGCUGCCAUCCAGGGCCAGAUCGUGGCCAGCGCUCACACUCUGAAGCACUGCCCGCCUCACAACAUGUCCGCCGGUUACCUUGGCAACAGCAGCGGGGCAGAGAUCGUCAAGAGCCUGGUGCGCUCCCAGGACUACCUGUCACACUCUAAGGAGGUGUACAUGAUCGCUGCUGGUGUUAUAGGAGGAGUGUUUCUCAUCUGCACCGUGGUGAUGUUCCUGGGAGUCAAAGAGAGAGACGAUCCGUACGCCCCAAAGACGGAGAAGCAGAUCCCGUUCCAUCAGGGCUUCAUCCUGGUGAUGAGACACGGGCCGUACCUCACUCUCACCGCUGCGUUCCUCUUCAUCACCGUCGCCAUCCAGCUGGUACAGAGCAACUUCGUCCUCUUCUGCACUUACGCCGCCGACCUGAGGGAUCACUUCCAGAAUAUAGUGCUGACCAUCCUGGUUUCCGCGGUGAUAAGCAUCCCGCUGUGGCAAUGGUUUCUGCAGAGGUUUGGGAAAAAGACGGCAGCUUUCUGCGGCAUCACUUGGAUCAUGCCGUUCACGCUGAUGCUGGUCUUCAUCCCUAAUGUUGUGGUGGCGUACGUUGUGGCCGUCUCCUCCGGACUCAGUGUGGCUGCUUCGCUCCUGCUGCCGUGGUCUAUGCUGCCAGAUGUGGUAGAUGACUUCAGACUGGCCAACCCGUACUCUAAAGGCCAUGAAGCCAUCUUCUACUCCUUCUACGUGUUUUUCACCAAGUUUGCAGCCGGCAUCUCCCUGGGAGUCUCCACGCUCUGCCUGGAAUUUGCAGGUUAUGACACCGGCGCCUGCAAGCAGCCGGCUCCGGUGGUGUACACCCUGAAGCUGCUGAUCGGUGCUGCCCCGGUGGCCUUCAUCGUUACAGGGUUAAUGAUCCUGCUGCUCUAUCCUAUCAGCGAAAACGUGCGGCUCAGGAACAGACUGUGCCUGGAUGAGCUACGGAAACAAAGCAUCGGCUCCAGAUCAGUGGACGAUUUGGGUAACGUGUGAGCUGCGUCCUGAAUGAAGUGAAUCCACAAAGCCACGUAUUCCAGCGCCGAUCGCUGGAAGGUUGUUCAUUAGUGUAUAUUACACUGAGAAAUAGUUCAAUUGUUUUAAUGUAAACAUUAUCGUUUCAUUCUCACAUGUACUGUACAGUUACCUUGAAUAUAUAUAUAUGAAAAUAUAAUAAGAUUACCUAAUUUAUAUAAAUGAAUGUAUCAUUAUUUGCUGUGUUUAGCUCUACAACACUGUUAUUUAUUUAUGAUAUAUGAUUACUGAGGGCUGAUGAUAUGAAAUGAAUAAAUGUUGUAGAGGUUG